AUGGGUUUGUGGCUCAAUGUAAAGAAUAUCAACCAGGAGCUCAAGGUAGCCGGAGAGCUAAAAGCCCCGUACAAUCGCGAGCGCCUGGUGACAAUGCCUUCCUGGACUUCUUUGUCAUUCCCAGAGCCUCCGGCUCUCUUCCUCGGCUCUGAUGCCGAGGAAGUCAUCGACUCGAAUCUCAAGUUGACCUGGCAGUUAGACGCAUACCUCUAUUAUCAGAAUUUCCGCACCAGACUGUACGGUCCUCGCACUGUUGGGAACAUGGACAUCCCAGUCGACAUCAUAUUUCAUCGACUUCGAGCUCAUAGAUCAAGAGAGACGGUCAGCCGAUAG
This is a messenger RNA of Penicillium mononematosum, 333 nucleotides long. RefSeq lists its product as uncharacterized. NCBI's taxonomy places the organism in Eukaryota, Fungi, Ascomycota, Eurotiomycetes, Eurotiales, Aspergillaceae. The transcript has 2 exons. The record is from RefSeq and is a predicted model, not a curated record. Bases 1 to 333 code for a protein of 110 amino acids.